Cornus florida is the source of this 2397-nucleotide messenger RNA. Its product is annotated as squamosa promoter-binding-like protein 12. Gene Ontology annotation, cellular component: nucleus. The record is from RefSeq and is a predicted model, not a curated record. Lineage: Eukaryota; Viridiplantae; Streptophyta; Magnoliopsida; Cornales; Cornaceae. The transcript is spliced from 7 exons. Gene Ontology annotation, molecular function: DNA binding. Bases 713 to 2047 code for a protein of 444 amino acids.
UCCACUUUUAUACAAUAUAAUUAAAUAAUAUAGUACUCAGUAGAGUAAUCAGUCUGAGUCGACUCAUCUAUCCCGAGUCCACUCGGCCUCCUCAUGUGCAAUCGCUUUCGGCUCUGUUCUGUUCAGCAGCAAAAAUCACUGUGAAACUGUGAAUCCAGCCCUAUGAGCUCUGGGCACAUGUCUAGACUCCAUUGGUUCUCUCUCUAACUGUGAUUCAAUGGUGGCAGUGAUUCAUUCAAAUGGCAGACCUCUGACUAUUUUAGCUGCAUAUGGAUAAUCCAAGUGAUGUGCUGAAUGUAUUUUGUCCCGGCCAAAAUGUAAACAAGAUGAGUCCACAUGGUGGAGUCUGACAGAUUGAGUUACACUGGUGUAUUUGGGGUGGAAAGGGAAACUAAAGUGUUGAGAGACUACGAUGAAGAAAACGACAAUUUUAAUGGAACAUCUUCUGUUGUUAUUUAGUUACUGACCUACUUAUCUGCCACCAUUGGCUUUUAUUGGUUUGUAUGGGUCUCUUCUAGGCUCAGGGAGCAAGCUUCUAAUCUGUUCUUUUGAAGGGAGCACCAGAGCAACUUGUGACCUACUUUGUAUGUUGCUGUUCAAACAGAGGAGCAUCCUGAAACCCUGCAAUUUGUUGAUUUGAGUUUGAAGAUUGAUUUCAGUGAUGGAUUGGAACUUGAGAACUCUCUGAGAGUUGGAUUGGGAAAUUCUACCAAUGUUCAGUGGCAAGGCAAUUGGAAUUCCCAGACGAUUACAAAUUCCCAUGCACGAGAUUGAAGGAAAUGGAGUUGAUGAUGGGUCUAUAUAUUUAUUGGGAGGCGCUGGUUUAUCUGGCUCUAGUUUGGGACAUAGCUCUUUAUCCAAGUGCUCCAUCUCAGCUUCUGCCAAUUCUUCAUCUGAGGGGGGAAUGAAGACAUUUAGUACUGUUGAUGAUUUGCCGAAAGAUUUUAGUGAGAAGGAAGAGUUUGCCACUACGGGUUACAGAGAGAAUUUUACUACUUUUGGGCCUUCUGUUGGGUCUGGUGCACCAGUAAUUGAUAGAAAGCUUGGUAAAAGGACAUAUUUUGAAGAAAUGUGUGCUCCUAGUGCAACAAAGACUGCAUCUUUUUCUGCAAUUCAUACAUCAUCUGCUACAACAAAGAGAUCUAGGUCAUCUUAUCAGAGUAUGCAGACCCCACGCUGUCAGGUAGAAGGAUGCAACCUUGAUCUGAAGUCAGCCAAAGACUACCAUCGCCGACAUAAAAUCUGCGAAAGCCAUUCCAAAAGCCCAAAGGUAAUUGUAGCUGGGAUGGAGCGCCGGUUUUGCCAACAGUGCAGCAGGUUCCAUGGUUUGUCGGAGUUUGAUGAUAAGAAGCGAAGCUGUCGUAGGCGCCUCUCUGAGCACAAUGCACGGCGCCGCAGGCCUGAGCCAGAGGCAAGCCAGUUCAACUCCGCAGGCCUACCUUCAUUAUUUUACGACGGGAGUCAGCAGAUGAAUCUUUUCUUCAACAGGAUCCCCAACCCAGUUCCAAACCCAACAUGGCAAACUGCUUGCAGCUUUGAGGUUGCACAAGCCAGAGAUUUUCUGUGUCGGCCUGCAAAAUCCGGGACAUUUGGUAGGCAGCAACAUCUGUCCAGUGAUGAUACGUCCAACGCCAUUUCUAAGCUACAUCUUGACUCGGAUAGGGUCUUGCCUUUCCAGUGCACAACACCUCGGGUCCUUAAUCAUGGUUUAGAGGCAUCUACCAUUACUUCUAAUAACUUGGAUGUAGCACCAGAGCUUCGACGUGCUCUCUCUCUUCUGUCAACUGAUUCUUGGGGUUUGAAUGAGCCUGAACCCAUUUCUCUGGAGCAGCUCACCCGUGUAAACCAAACCGGUGUGGCCCAGCCAGUGAUUCAUGCAGAAUCGCGAAAUAGGGUACUUGCUUCAACAGAAUAUGUACGGGUGGAACAAGCACCUUCCAAAUCCCAAGUGCGUUCAUCGAAUUUGCAUAAUAAUGGCAGCAGCCAGUUCCAAGAGUUUCAAUUGUUCAAAGCACCAGAUGAAUCUCGCUGCUUUUUUUCCGAUUAACUGAUAAUCAGAACUAAGCCAGCCCUCCAGAGUAAAGUUGGUUUCAUGUUAAGGUUCGGACAAGCAGAGGACUCAUCUAACCGGAGACCUGGGGAAACACGUGUUUGAAAAUCUGAUCGUCAGCUAUUUCUCACUGGGUACUUUACCAUAAAAUUACUCUUUUUUCAUCAAAAGAGCGAUGUUGCAUUUACUCCAUCAGAUAUUAUUUCAUUUGAACAUCAUAUUCCAAUAUGAGAAAACGUUUGUAAUUUUCAACCGUACUAUCAAAACUCAUCAUUCUUAUGAAUUUGCAAAAAGUAUCAUUCCUUUCCGAUUGCUUCAUAGAAUUGGUUAGACUGUUUUACGCUUAA